AGAUUCAGUACCUUGUUGGGCUUGUAUAUGUUGAGGCAUUGUGGUCAGCAGUGGGAGGCCUGAGGGGAGGGGUUUCCGCAGACCACAACCAUGACUGAGCACACAUAUCCAGGGUUUUUUCUGAGUGUUUCAACAGCUGUAUUUUCUUAAUGCUUGCUCAUCAUGGCAUACAAACUAAUAGUGUAGUGUUUCCUAUGUGGUAUUGGUGUGCUGGAUAUCCCUUCACUGGUAGCCUGGUAACAUACACUCCCAGGUCUUUCUCUGCCUCUGUGGUGGAUAGUGGAGUGUUUCCCAUGUGGUAUUGGUGUGCUGGAUAUCCCUUCACUGGUAGCCUGGUAACAUACACUCCCAGGUCUUUCUCUGCCUCUGUGGUGGAUAGUGGAGUGUUUCCCAUGUGGUAUUGGUGUGCUGGAUAUCCCUUCACUGGUAGCCUGGUAACAUACACUCCCAGGUCUUUCUCUGCCUCUGUGGUGGAUAGUGGAGUGUUUCCCAUGUGGUAUUGGUGUGCUGGAUAUCCCUUCACUGGUAGCCUGGUAACAUACACUCCCAGGUCUUUCUCUGCCUCUGUGGUGGAUAGUGGAGUGUUUCCCAUGUGGUAUUGGUGUGCUGGAUAUCCCUUCACUGGUAGCCUGGUAACAUACACUCCCAGGACUUUCUCUGCCUCUGUGGUGGAUAGUGGAGUGUUUCCCAUGUGGUAUUGGUGUGCUGGAUAUCCCUUCACUGGUAGCCUGGUAACAUACACUCCCAGGUCUUUCUCUGCCUCUGUGGUGGAUAGUGGAGUGUUUCCCAUGUGGUAUUGGUGUGCUGGAUAUCCCUUCACUGGUAGCCUGGUAACAUAUACUCCCAGGUCUUUCUUUGCCUCUGUGGUGGAUAGUGGAGUGUUUCCCAUGUGGUAUUGGUGUGCUGGAUAUCCCCUCCCAAGGUGCAGGACUUUACAUUUUUCUUCAUUGAAUUGUAGCAGCCACUUUUUGUUCCAUUCCUGUAGCUUGGUGAGGUCUUCUUGUAGGAAAUCCACAGUCCAGGGGUUAAACUCAUUCAAGAGGAGAGUAUCAAAACAUCUCUUCACCCAAAAUUGACCUCUGUUUUGGCCGAGAGAGCCCGGGUUCAAUUCCCGGGCGGAGUGGAAAAAUUUGGGCUGCUUUUC
Messenger RNA from Eriocheir sinensis (Chinese mitten crab), 1144 nucleotides. RefSeq lists its product as uncharacterized. Lineage: Eukaryota; Metazoa; Arthropoda; Malacostraca; Decapoda; Varunidae. The record is from RefSeq and is a predicted model, not a curated record. The transcript has 2 exons. The coding region runs from base 150 to 1076 and encodes 308 amino acids.